Molecule: messenger RNA, 1977 nt
Organism: Aspergillus affinis
Lineage: Eukaryota; Fungi; Ascomycota; Eurotiomycetes; Eurotiales; Aspergillaceae
Product: putative GATA transcription factor (AreB)
Exons: 8
Coding region: 1-1977 (658 amino acids)
Biological process (GO): negative regulation of transcription by RNA polymerase II; positive regulation of transcription by RNA polymerase II
Molecular function (GO): DNA-binding transcription factor activity, RNA polymerase II-specific; zinc ion binding; RNA polymerase II cis-regulatory region sequence-specific DNA binding
Source: RefSeq, a predicted model, not a curated record
AUGGCGGACAAAGAGAACGUCCUUGGCGUCGACGCAUCUGGUCGGGAGAGUGAAAGCGAAUGGUCGCCUACGAAAGCCAUGAAUGACCUGAAUAAGAAGUUGUGGGAUGCUAGCGACGUUACAAAACUCCAUUCUGAGGUGUUCAAUGAGUACAGGGAGGAUUCUCAACAUAUUGCCCAGAGGCUCGAAAUGUUGCGUGGAAUUGGAUCGGCAUUGCCGCAAAUUGAUUUGCUGAACGGUGCACUCCGGAAGGCAUUCGGCGAUAGUGCCCAGAUCGUUGGGAUUCGACUAUCUCCUUACGGGGUGAUAUGGCUUGCGGGCGAUCAUCAAUUACGGCAACCGGCGGGCUGGAGGAAGGCCGUUUCCGAGAAAUAUACCCUAAGCCCAUUUAUUCCUAAAGACAAAGCCAACAUUUUCAUCCAUGCCAUAUCGUUCAACGCUCCAGAAACAGUCAACAAGCCGGUCCGCGAAUGUUUGGCCUUGAUUGGCUCUAUGCUUCGGGUUUUCGCAGAACUGGCUGAGAAAGCAGGUGUUGGUUUACAGGCUCACCCAGUUCCUCCCUCGUUGGCCAUCUCAUACUAUGGGGGCACUUGGAGAUUCACCGUGGCAGCAUUGUGCCGGAUUUCUAGUCAAUCCCCUCUCCCACCCUCCACAGUGGCUUCUUCGCUUCUGUUUCGGGCGUCGCCCAUCGACCCGGCCCUCCGUCCUCCCUCGCCGUCCACGCAGUCGCACGAUCCCAACUACAACCAGUCUUCGUCGGCGGAGAGCAACUCCAGGCAGUCGACAACAGAUACUGCCGCGGGUGCAUCGUCGGCCUCUUCGCAAGCUUCCGGAACCCUCCCCGAAUUCAAUUCUCUCGACAAAUCGAACCAUAGUCCCGGCAGCAGCGGCGGCUUCCCCAGCUCUCUAGGCCCGUCCUUGCCCGGUCUUUCGGCUUUGGCAUCGGUCGCCUCUGCCCCUACAUCAAAUUUACGGGCGUCCAGCGGCAAUGCGCAUUCCAACAUGGCCAAUAUGACCUAUGCAACCUCAUCUCCUGCCGCCACGACCGGUGGACAGGGAAACAAUCCGCCUGUGUGCCAAAAUUGCGGCACCUCCACCACUCCUCUCUGGCGCAGAGACGAGCUCGGCUCCGUUCUCUGCAACGCCUGCGGCCUGUUCUUGAAAUUACACGGGAGACCGCGUCCGAUAAGCUUGAAAACUGAUGUCAUCAAAAGUCGCAAUAGGGUCAAGACCGCUGGCCAGGGUCCAAAACGCAAGUCCACCGGCGCCGUUGAUGCCAAUGGCCUGCCUACCUCGAGAUCGGAAGCGGGUACUCCUCCGUUGGGAGGAUCUCACGGAUACCGUCGCGCGUCGCGCAAGGCAUCGCCGGGUCAUUCGGAUCGCUCCAACUCGCCGGUUCCGCGAACAGAAACCCCCGGCGCUUCGUCGAUGCACCAACCCCACGCGCCGACGCAACACAAUUCCAACAUCGCUCCGCAGCAUAUGUUUGACAGCGUGACCCUUGGAGAACAUGGUCUCAGCGCGUCCAAUGGUCUUCCAGCCACCCAACUGCGCCAACCGUCUCCGACGGCAACCGCUGCUGAAGACCGCCAUCUCGAGUCGCCCCAGACCUAUGAGGGAUUGCUCGCGGCAAACACGUCGCUCAAGACUCGUGUGAGCGAGCUAGAGUUCAUCAACGAACUUUUCCGAGGUCGGGUGACGGAGCUUGAGCAGAGCAAUGCCGCUGCGCGCCGAUCCGAGAUGAUUGUUCGCGACUCGGAAGUGCGCCUCCGACGCUCGCUCGACGACUCUCAACGACGGGAGGAUGAGCUGAAGCAACGCAUAGUGGAAAUGGAGCGUCAAGUCUCCGACAACAAUUUCAGCGGCCCGAUCGCGAACAACAACAGUCCAAGCGAGCCUUUAGCUAAGCGCAUCAAACUGUCCGACGUGGUCGAUCAACCGGCUGAUUCGCCGAACAAAUCGCCCAAGAGUAUCUAA